AAUCUCUCUGCCCCUGACCUCUCUCUCUCUUUGUUUCCCUACCACGCUGUCCACGCUCUCACCACCCCUCUUAUCACAAUCACGCUGUAGUAUAUACGCAGAUAAAUCUAAGAGCAGCAGUAGUAAAAUAAAAUAAAAAUAAAAUAAUUGAAUAAAUACAAGAGACCUAAUAUUAUUCCCCUAUUAUCUUCAUCUGACUAACAUCGCAUGUUGGUUCUUCUGUCUCCUCAACAAACACACCCUCAUCAUUCCACUUUCAUCUUCAUGGUUACUCCUCUUCUCCGUACACAUCCAACGCUGUUUAACCGCAAACCUACUCUUAAUUAUGUCGCAGAAGCGACAUCAGCGGUUGUUGCAAGACGAGGAUGGUUAUAGCUCCGAUGAUAUGCGCCGCAAAUCUCCUAGAAGUGCAAUGCGGGAAGUGAUGAAGUUUCGAAACCUUCAGCAGCAUAUUGUUCCGGUAUUGGAGCCCUUGAUCAGGAGAAUUGUUAAAGAGGAAGUUGAUUUGGCUGUGAGAAGGCACAUGGACAGUAUAAACUGGGACUCUUCUAACGAGGAGAUGCAGCCUCCUGACUCAAAGAACUUACAGUUACACUUUGUUAAGGGUAUCUCACUUCCAGUAUUCACGGGAUCUCGUAUUGAAGGAGAUCAAGGCGCUGCCAUGGAAAUAGCUUUAAUUGACGGUGUAUCUGAGCAGGUUGUUACUAGAGGGCCUAUAUCCUCGGGAACUGUUGAAAUUGUCGUUCUUGAGGGUGACUUUGAUGGUAAUGAAGGUGAAAACUGGACUGCUGAGGAAUUCAAAAAUAACCUUGUCAAGGAGAGGGCUGGGAAAAAGGCUCUUCUUACUGGAGAUGCAUUACUGACUCUUCAACAUGGUGUUGGUUUAGUUGGUGAGAUUUAUUUUACAGAUAAUUCAAGCUGGACAAGAAGCCGCAAGUUUAGGUUGGGGGCAAGAGUUGUGGAUGAUAAAAAUGGAAUUAGAGUAAGAGAAGCAAAGACAGAGUCAUUCAUUGUCAGGGAUCACCGUGGAGAAUUAUAUAAAAAACACCAUCCUCCAUGUCUGUCGGAUGAGGUUUGGCGGUUAGAGAAGAUCAGCAAAGAUGGAGCUUUUCACAAACGUUUGAGUGUAGAAAAUAUCAAGACUGUCAAGGAUUUUCUGACCUUACUCAUCCUAGACCCUGCAAAGCUGCGUGAUAUCCUUGGCGCAGGAAUGUCAGCUAGAAUGUGGGAAGUUACUGUAGAUCAUGCUAGGACAUGUGAACUUGGUAGGACAGUACACGUGUACAGCCAUACAGCUGAGAAAAAGACUGCUGUGGUCUUCAAUGUUGUAGGACAAGUGAUGGGAAUGGUUUCAGAAUGUCAGUAUGUUUCUUCCGAUAAGCUGUCUGAAACAGAAUUGGCGGAAGCCCAACGUCUGGUGAUAUUAGCAUUUAAACAAUGGGAGGAAGUAACCUCUUGUGAUGAUGAGACCUUUCUUGUUAAUGGAUGUUCGUUGUUAUCAGAUGUUCACUACCCUACAAAUUCAUCACCAAUGGCCGAGAGCUCUAAUAUCAUUGAUAUUUCAUCUCUUGAUAGAAUUAGCUUUGAUUAUCCACAACUGAUUGCCUCUACUCCAAAUAUUAUGCCAUCUAUUUUUUCCAUUGGGUGCUCCAGUAAGGUUGAUGACCAUGGCAUACAUUUUAUAGAAUCCAUAGAUUCAAGGUUUAGCGAAACUAUGAUUUUCCAGAAUCAGGCCACAGAAUCCCUCAUCUGUGAACCCGAACCCUUCACACCAAGCCUAUGCGAUGAACAUCUGCAGUAUCUUGACACUGAUUUCUCUCUUCAGAAUGCAAGUCUAGGAUCACAAUCCGAUCAACAUGGGAUGGUUGACGGUUUCAUGUAUGCUCAUUCUGCGGCUGCUGUUGCUAUUGUCAAAGCUCACAGGAGAUGGAUAAUACUCUUCAGUGUUCUUAGAUGGUUCUCAAUAUUGAGGAUCGUUGCAAGGAAAUCCCUGUAAUAGGACAAAUAAAGAAGCAUGUCGUCGGAACAAAUUCAUUCGGACCAGGAAUGCAGACAUUAAUCCUUCCCGACUAAUUAAGGUGUGCAGUUUUUUGAGGGAGAGUUCUAGGCGUAUAUACAAACUGUUAGUUCACAAGUCAUUAAGCUUUGUACUAGCGAAUUGUCAGAACUUGUCUCUUUGAACCGUUUGAUUGCACCUUAUUUUCCUUGAUUUUCAAUGAAUAAGCUGUGAAUUGUAGUUGCACAAUGGUAUGUAAUCUUCAUUGUAUAUAAUUGUGGAGUUGAAAUAUAA
Daucus carota subsp. sativus is the source of this 2290-nucleotide messenger RNA. RefSeq names its product calmodulin-binding protein 60 A. Lineage: Eukaryota; Viridiplantae; Streptophyta; Magnoliopsida; Apiales; Apiaceae. Gene Ontology annotation, molecular function: DNA-binding transcription factor activity; calmodulin binding; sequence-specific DNA binding. The record is from RefSeq and is a predicted model, not a curated record. Gene Ontology annotation, cellular component: nucleus. Bases 326 to 1996 code for a protein of 556 amino acids. Gene Ontology annotation, biological process: regulation of salicylic acid biosynthetic process. The transcript is spliced from 7 exons.